AUGAGCGUUCAAUCACCGUCCGAGGACGACAGCCAGUGCGCAAGCGGGCCGUCACGAGCGGCCCGCUGUCGACGCCACUGCGUGCUCAUGAACAACGGCGUCUGGAUGCCCCUCGUCGGCAUCGCUAUCUGCAAGGGUGAUUCGGCGAUGGUCGAGAAAGUCGUUGAGUCGGCGGUGAGUGCCGGCUACCGGUUAAUCGACACGUCGCACGCGGCCCACAACGAGGCGGCCAUCGGCAACGCCCUGCGCCGCGUCAUCGCAGCAGGGAAGGUCAGCCGCGAGGAACUGUUCAUCGUCACCAAGCUUCCGUGCGAGGGAAACCGACGCGACAAGGUUCACAAGUACCUACGCUCGUCGCUGCGGAAGCUGCAGCUGCCGUUCGUCGACUUGUUCCUGAUCCACUUCCCGGACGAGUCGGCGACGCUGCCUGCGGUCGACGAGACCGACAUUCUCGACACGUGGAGGGGCAUGGAAGAGGCGGCCAACAUGGGAAUGACUCGUUCAAUCGGCCUCUGCAACUUCAACAAGGAACAGGUGACCCGGAUUCUCGCAAUGGCAACGAUAAAGCCGGCCGCUCUGCAGGUCGAGUGCCACGCGUACCUCAACCAGGACGAGCUGCUGCAGUUCUGCAAGGAGAAUAGUAUCCGCCUCACAGCAUAUGCGCCACUGGGUAGCCCCGUCGGAAGUAGAGCAGUUUCCAAGCCUCACGAAUACCACAGCCAUUCCGACCUCCUUCAAGACGCCGUGAUUAAGAAAAUUGCAGAGAUCUACAAGAAGACGCCAGCACAGCUGGAUCCUGAUCCGGUGGCUAGUACAGCGUGGUAUCGUGGCCUUACCCCGGGCCACCUGCCCCGAUCACAUCCGAGAAAACAUCCAGCGUGUCGUGGGCUCAACGGACUGGGCAGGGGUCAUCCAGGCAGUGGCAAGGCAAAGGGCAGUCAGUAG
Rhipicephalus microplus (southern cattle tick) is the source of this 945-nucleotide messenger RNA. Its product is annotated as aldo-keto reductase family 1 member A1. NCBI's taxonomy places the organism in Eukaryota, Metazoa, Arthropoda, Arachnida, Ixodida, Ixodidae. The record is from RefSeq and is a predicted model, not a curated record.